UCAAUGUCACAUAGCCAUUAUGAAUUCGACCAAAUAUGUUCUUUAUCAUCACUUUAUUCUUGGUAAUUACUUUACUCUAACGAUAUUGAUAAUGACAUAAUUUAAAUAUCAACAGUUGUUUUUUCGAGUUCGUCAAUAACUCCUGAAAAUAUGAACUUGCUGGCUUCGUUUUCUAUACUUUGCUUUAUCACAACUGAAUAUGUGGUCCUAUCAGCCUCCCUCGAUGAUGCUGCAGAACAGGUCCACAAAGGAGUGGACGAUGUUGUGAAAGGUGCAAUCAAGGCUGGAACUGAAAUUAUAGGAAAACCUGUAAACAUAAGCGACGUUAAAUAUUUCCUUCUAACUUCCAAAAACGGCCCUGAUGUGAUUAAAAAGGUCGAUCCAUUCGAUCCUAGUAAGGUUGCAGAAACUGAGGGGAAUAUAUUCUUUUUCGUUCACGGUUGGUCGCAGAAUAGGACCGCCUGUCCAUGGUAUAAGCCACUUUCCCAAUUGCUUCUGAAGAAGUACCCUGACGCUCAUAUUGUGCAGGUAGAUUGGGGUAAACCAGCUGGUGAUAAUUAUGCUUCUGCUGCCAUCCAUGUGGAAAAAGUUGGUAGGAUCAUUGCAAAUGUCAUCCAAAGACUGGUCAAAGAGUUCGACGUCGCCUUAAAGAAAAUAGUCCUGAUAGGCCAUUCUCUGGGUGGCCAGGUAGUAGGAUGGACUGGUAAGGAGUACCGCAAGGCGACGAACGAGAAACUCCCAAGAAUAAUAGCGCUAGAUCCUGCUGGACCACUCUUUGAAGUACGCCCAGAAACUAGGACACUGAACAAAAACGACGCUGACGUUGUUUUUGUUGUUCACAGCGAUAGAAACAAAUUUGGUUUUCCCUCACGUUGUGGAACCAUUGACUUUUAUCCAAAUAAUGGCGAAGAUCAGCCUGGGUGCUUGAAGUUCAAUAUGACAGAAGAUUUGUCGUUCGAUAAGUUGGCGGAGCCAUUAUGGUGCAGCCAUAGAAGAGCCCAUUAUCUCUUCGUAGAAACACUCAAGCAUCCUGAUGGUUUCAUAGCAACCGAAUGUAAAAACCAUGAAGAUUACAAACACCAUAAAUGUGAUGGAAAUGAAAAAGUUUCAAUGGGUGAUUGGCAAACCAACAAAACUGGUUUGUUCUUUGUCGAAACCUCUGGAAAAGCACCUUACAUCAAGAAAUCUACAUCAAGCGAAGAAGACUCUCUGGAAUUGUAAAAUCUGAAUUAUAAC
Messenger RNA from Harmonia axyridis, 1236 nucleotides. RefSeq names its product phospholipase A1-like. Gene Ontology annotation, molecular function: lipase activity. Lineage: Eukaryota; Metazoa; Arthropoda; Insecta; Coleoptera; Coccinellidae. Bases 151 to 1221 code for a protein of 356 amino acids. The record is from RefSeq and is a predicted model, not a curated record. The transcript is spliced from 4 exons.